AUGUCGAGAACUAAGAACAAGAAGCCCGGUCUCAGGGCGCAGCUCAAGCGGAAGCGUGAGCUGGAGGGAUCUGGUGACGUCGACGGCAAGUCUGCGAAACGCCUACGACACUCUCCGCAACCUGCAGAACAGCCUGCCUCCAGCCCGAAAUCUGAACAUCAGUCUGCACAAGAUGGCAAGACUGCGAAACAACCUUCCAAGCUUACGAGCGCGAAAGCAGCCAAGACCCCACGAGAACUUCCUUCAGCUCAGGACGCUGUCGCCGAUCCAGCUCUGCUUGCCGAUCGCUUUGCGAAAUAUAUUCAAAAGUACUCUCCAAAUAGCAGCCCUAUCGAACUAGAAGAACAAUACCUGCCAACAAAAGCCUUCCUCGACACGACUGUUUACGACAGAGACCGUGUCGCUGCUAAUCUUCCGCAGUUCAUCGAGCGCUUCUCACCCGAAGGCAAGGUUGGUCUGUCGAACUGCGAUGAUAAAGCUUCUCCUCAUACACUGGUCGUUACAUCCUCCGGUAUCCGCACGGCAGACCUCUAUCGAGAACUUCGAGUCUUCCAGAACGAGGAGUCCAAAGUUGGGAAGCUGAUUGCGAAGCACAUGAAACUGCGGGACAACAUCGAAUACAUGCUGGGAAACAAGAUUGGCAUCGCUAUUUCAACCCCGUUCAGAUUCAAGCAGUUGGUGGAUGCAGAUGCCCUGAAGACCGGAAAGCUGCGCCGCAUUGUGGUUGACGGUUCAUUUCGCGACGAGAAGAACAACACGAUCUUUACGAUGCCUCAGACUUUCAACCCGCUAGUAGUCUUACUCAACGAGAAAACCAUUCGCCAGCGAUACGGUGAAGGGAAAGGCAACAUCGACAUUCUGGUGUUCUAA
Cladophialophora yegresii CBS 114405 is the source of this 870-nucleotide messenger RNA. RefSeq lists its product as uncharacterized. The transcript has a single exon. NCBI's taxonomy places the organism in Eukaryota, Fungi, Ascomycota, Eurotiomycetes, Chaetothyriales, Herpotrichiellaceae. The record is from RefSeq and is a predicted model, not a curated record. Gene Ontology annotation, cellular component: nucleus; 90S preribosome. The coding region runs from base 1 to 870 and encodes 289 amino acids.